AAGCUGCGUUUCCUGAUUCCCUUCAUGCAGAAGAUUGCAGCGUGACUCGCGUGUGGAGGAAGUGACAGCUACCGCUACCUCCUCCAUCUCUUCACACAACCGGCUAAAGUGUGAUUCAUUUAUCCUCUGGAAAAUGUCGUGGCUGUUCGGCCUGAACAAGGGGCAGCCGGAGCCGCCUCCCGGUCUCCCGGUCCAGCCACCACCCCCGCCGCCGCCGGCCGGGGGUUCUAGCGGCGGUGGAGAUAAACCCAAGGACAAAUGGAGCAACUUCGAUCCCACCGGGCUGGAGCGGGCUGCCCAGGCGGCCAGGGACCUCGACAAGUCUCGACAUGCCAAAGAAGCUCUGGACCUGGCUCGCAUGCAGGAGCAGACCACUCAGAUGGAGCACCAGAGCAAGAUGAAGGAGUACGAAGCAGCACUCGAGCAGCUCAAGGGCGAGCAAAUACGAAUUCAGGGAGAGGAGAGGAGGAAAACUCUGAAUGAGGAGACCAAGCAGCAUCAAGCGAGAGCUCAGUACCAAGAUAAAUUGGCCAGACAGCGAUAUGAGGACCAACUACGGCAACAGCAAGCCCUGAAUGAGGACAACCUUCGUAAACAGGAGGAGUCCGUACAGAAACAGGAGGCAAUGAGAAAAGCAACGAUAGAGCAUGAGAUGGAGCUGAGGCACAAGAACGAGCUUCUGCGCAUAGAGGCCGAAUCUAAAGCACGAGCUCGUGUGGAGAGAGAGAACGCAGAUAUCAUCCGUGAGCAAAUUCGCCUGAAGGCUGCAGAACACAGGCAAACGGUCCUGGAGUCCAUAAAAACUGCAGGUGCUGUGUUCGGAGAAGGAUUCAGGGCCUUUGUAUCAGACUGGGACAAAGUCACAGCCACGGUAGCAGGACUGACCCUUUUAGCUGUGGGCGUAUACUCAGCCCGAAAUGCAACAGCGGUGGCAGGACGUUACAUCGAGGCCAGGCUUGGGAAGCCGUCCCUUGUGAGAGAGACCUCUCGCUUUACAGUGGGGGAGGCAAUCAAGCAUCCGGUCAAGACUUCCAAACGGCUGAUGAGCAAACCUCAGGAUGCCCUUGAGGGGGUUGUGCUCAGUCCUUCCCUGGAAGAACGUGUGCGUGACAUUGCUAUAGCAACAAGAAACACUAGGCAGAAUAACGGCCUCUACAGGAACAUCCUCAUGUACGGUCCCCCAGGCACAGGCAAAACUCUGUUCGCCAAGAAACUGGCAGUGCAUUCUGGGAUGGACUACGCCAUCAUGACCGGUGGUGAUGUGGCACCCAUGGGCCGUGAUGGUGUGACUGCCAUGCACAAAGUCUUUGACUGGGCCGGCACGAGUCGACGCGGGCUGCUGCUCUUUGUUGACGAAGCUGAUGCAUUUCUCCGGAAGAGAUCCACUGAGAAAAUCAGCGAAGACCUCCGCGCCACCUUGAAUGCAUUCUUGUAUCGCACUGGAGAGCAGAGCAACAAGUUCAUGUUGGUGUUGGCCAGCAACCAGCCAGAGCAGUUUGACUGGGCCAUAAAUGACCGUAUAGAUGAAAUAGUGAAUUUUGCUCUGCCGGGUCCAGAGGAGAGGGAAAGGCUGGUGCGACUGUACUUCGAUAAAUACGUGCUGGAGCCUGCUACUAGUGGAAGGCAGAGGAUGAAGCUGGCACAGUUUGACUAUGGUAAGAAGUGCUCUGAGAUAGCAAAGAGGACUGAAGGCAUGUCUGGAAGAGAGAUCUCCAAGCUUGGUGUGACUUGGCAGGCUGCAGCAUAUUCCUCGGAAGACGGUGUCUUGACUGAGGCUAUGAUUGACGCCCGGGUUGACGAUGCCGUCAAGCAGCACCUACAGAAGAUGGACUGGCUGCACAGGGAACAGGAGGCUCAGACGCUCACACCCAAAACACCUGGGGCCCCAGGCAGUGGCGGCAAAAUGGGCUUCACUCUGCCUGUCCAUGAGGCACCUCAGGCUCAUGAGGUGGUUGCUCCAUAUCUGGAGCUAAGUACGAAGCAAGGGGGUGAAAGUUUACCACCUUCUUCAGACAUCAGCCAAUCAGCCAAUUGUCUGGGAGAAAGAGCAGACAGUUUAUCCCAGGCUCCCUCGGCUGAUGGCGAGGGCAAAGAAGACAAGACUGGAUCCUCGCCUCCGAAGGACGGAACCCCAGUUUGAGGGUUACCUUUGUUCAGUGGGGCUUUCUGGAUUAGAAAGAUUAGUGGCUUGCCCCGUAAGGUAGUUUACUAUAAUAGCCUGUUGGACUGCCUUCAUGACAGUGGAUGGUGACGAUAAAAGAUUAACAUCGCAAAACAAAUGACACCCGGGACUCUGAUUCUAAUAUAUAAUGUAUACAUUGUAAAGGUGUACUACACAUGGAAACCUGAAGGUGCUUCGGUAUUAACGUUAUAUAAAUGUUGUCCACAGUGUCUUUGUUGAAAUGAUUAAAUUCAUUCAUGUUUUUUAAGACUAAA
Molecule: messenger RNA, 2436 nt
Organism: Betta splendens (Siamese fighting fish)
Lineage: Eukaryota; Metazoa; Chordata; Actinopteri; Anabantiformes; Osphronemidae
Gene: atad3
Product: ATPase family AAA domain containing 3
Exons: 16
Coding region: 134-2140 (668 amino acids)
Biological process (GO): mitochondrion organization
Cellular component (GO): mitochondrion
Molecular function (GO): zinc ion binding; ATP hydrolysis activity; ATP binding
Source: RefSeq, a predicted model, not a curated record